UCUAAUGCCACAGUGCUGCUCUCACUGUCAUCAUCUCACGGUGGAGUGGAAAUAAACACUGUGUCUGUUUAAUUCAGUUGAGUUGUCAGGGCCGCUUCAUUACGUGGCGCAGCAGGUAGCAGCUGCCAAAGGCUUCUAAUCCUCUGGUGUGGAAAGGAUCAGGGAGAAGGUGGCGUGUCCUCUCGGCGAGAGCACAGGACACGUUGGACAGGUACCUGACUCUGGGAUCCUAAUCUCCAUCUGUAAUGAGGCGUGGGGCCCAUGUCAAGCAUUUGAAAACUCAGCUUCGGGUGACAGCAGCAAAAGUGAUGGAAUACACAUUUGGACGUGUUCACGCAGAAGGACAGAUCUGGAUUCAUGGCAACAUGUAUGCGCCUCUCUCAGAGAGAGCGUGAUGGGAUUUUGGCUUCUGUAGGAACUUGCUCGCAGCAACACAGCUUUUCCACGCAUUUAUGAAUCAUUACAGAGGAAUCUGUUGGAUAAACAUCUGUUUGAAGCUGUUUUUCGAAGUGAUUACUUCUCUCGGAGUUGUGUAUAUGAAGGAUGUAAGACAAGAACCUGCACAGUAAACAUUCAAAGAACCGCCCAUGAACAGCUGCUUUUGUAAACAGGUGAACGAGCGCUUUCAAAAUCUUCAUAUAUGUGUGUAUUUUUUAUGAGUAAUAGUUUGCAGGUGUUUUGAGUGACAGAUGGUUGGCAUAUCCUUGAAUUACUGGUUUUUGUGUGGAAGUAAUGUUGGCUGGGAGAGCAGCUAAUGGGUUUCUAUUCGCAGAGCUCAUUAUUUGAGGCUGGUUACUCAUCACUGUACAGAUUGGGAGGACAUCCUUCUAUAUUUACUUCUUUUUUCCCCCCUCUCAAUUUAUGCAAAUGAGAAAGUCGAAUAUAACGACUCAUAACUAAAAAAAAAGGGAUUUUUACAGGACAUUGGCUUACAUAUCGACCCAAACACCCUUGUUUAAGGCUGCUUACAGCACAGAUUGUGAAGACAUUUUCUUCCUUUUUUUUCCCAUUUUGGUUUAAUAGCUUAAAGCAGCAUGAGGAUAUUCAGAUAUUUUUUUACACCCUCGGCAUCCCUGGAUUUCUAGAGGAUCCCGUAACUGAGGAAUGCAGUGCGUAUCCUGGACGAGCUCACAAUUUUUCCAAAACACUGCGCAGGAUUCAUCCAUGUUACAUAAAGAGAGAAACUAAAACACUCUUCUAAAGAGAAAGGGCUGGAAUAUUGAUCAAUGCCAUUUUUACACAGAGGUCAGCUGAACAGGCACGCUGUGGAGUCUGGAUAAGCCGGGCAGACGGGGCCCAAUGCUUCUCCUCAUUCUAAAAUGAAGUUAUGGAAGUUUGCUGCCAUCGGCCUGAUUCUCUGUGGUGCUGCACUGCCCCUGCUUGUCAUUAAAACCACUUCCUCUUCCAGAGCCCCGCCCCCUCCUCCCCACCGCAGAGCUUCAUCCUCAUCGUUUUCACCACCAUCAUCUUCGGUACACACCAGCAAUCCGUCACCUUCCAGUGGGGUUGGUGGGCGGCAACGGAGGGUCAGAUCAGCUGACGGAGGAAACUCUUUCGUCUCAGAAUUCAUGGAGAUGUUCCAGAGCUUUACGGAGGGCGAGCUUAAGCAGGUCAUUGGGACACUGGUGGAAAGGAAAGCCCGUAGAGAUGCCCAGCAGAGCAAAAGGACUAAACGGGCUAAAAAGAGAGCGAAACCCUGCUCGCUGCGGGAGGUGGAGGUGACGGUCAGUCAACUGGGGUUAGGCUACGUCAGUGACGAGACCAUAGUCUUCCAUUACUGCAGCGGGAAGUGCACCAAUAGCCGCAAAAACUAUGACCUGACGCUGGCGUUCAUGAAGCGCUCGCGCCUGCUCACAAAGGACCAGAAGGACAAGGCUCGUCACAGCCCCUGCUGUCGGCCCACCGCAUACGAGGAGGACAUCUCCUUCCUCGACAACUUCAAUCAAUACCACACAAUCCGAGAGUUUUCGGCCCAAGCGUGUGGAUGCGUCUGACUUUGAGAGUCCUCAAAACAUUUAGGAACCAUCAAUCAAUUGAAAAAAUGAAAAAUAUAGACCCCUAAUUCUGAAAAGAACAUCUUGGUUGGGGCUAAAACCAUACGAGAGCAUAAGUCUUGCUUGCCUUUACGAAAAAUACUUGGCUGAAAGAUUACCCUCAGAAACUGCUGCCAGUCCUGAUGAAGAGAAACAGAAAACGCAUCAUGCAAACAGUAAUUAUUCCCAUGUUAAGUCAUUGCUAAUGAGAUGCUGCUGUAUGUCUUGUUUAUAUUGCCUUCGUGGGUCUAUUUCAAAUAGCUUGAAAUGCUGAGUGAAGGUUGAGCUCAGAGUUGAAAUGCAGAACACCUCUAGAAAAUGAAUCUGAAUUCGGUAAACAAAGCUAAAUACACAAAGGCACACCCAACGCUGAACAAAACUUCCUCACUGUGCUGAAAAAGGGAAAAGAACUGACAUGUACAGUAAAUUAUCGCAACUAUUCAACAGAGUCUAGUAUUUCAGAGUUAAAACAUUCAGAACAUCAAGUUCAUAUACUAAACAUCUACCUCAGCUUUGAUAGUCAACAUGGCUCUGUAAAAGGAAAUUGGGAAACAUGCACUUUAAGGAGUAGUUCACUUUUGAAAAAACUUUUGCUGAUAAUUUGCUCGCCCCCAUGUCA
Messenger RNA from Pimephales promelas (fathead minnow), 2652 nucleotides. It is a transcript of the gene nrtn, whose product is annotated as neurturin. NCBI's taxonomy places the organism in Eukaryota, Metazoa, Chordata, Actinopteri, Cypriniformes, Leuciscidae. The record is from RefSeq and is a predicted model, not a curated record. Gene Ontology annotation, molecular function: growth factor activity; glial cell-derived neurotrophic factor receptor binding; receptor tyrosine kinase binding.